GCUGUGUAUCUGCAUAGGGAAGACGCCUACGCUGACGACCAAAGCCGAACGGGCCAAACACCGCCUGCCUGGUGCUCGUAAUCGAAUGGACUCAAGAAAAUCGCUCCAGUACGAUUUUUUGCUCACGAGGUGCAUCCAAGCAUGCUCAGCGAGCUGGAAAGAUUCCGCCACGGACAUCGCGCGCCUGUUUCCCCCCGUGUGCCAUUUCGCGUGCGUGCUUGGGCUCGCUGUGAACGGAGGACGUGUUUGAGUCUGUCAGGCCACCGCCCGACUCGGAGAGCGCGACGCGCAUGUCGUGGGCCCAUUUCAAGACGCUGUCCUUCAGCGGGGCACAUUCCAGGAGGGAGCAUCGGGCGAUGCUGUGCAGUCUCGGGCGGCGGAUCAUCGCCGACAGAGCGACGACGCUCGUCGAGUCUGAUCCCAUUUCUUGCUCGACGCCUCCACUCGCGCAUGACGCUUCCUCUCCCACUUACUAGCGCGAGUUUGCGUUCUCAAACACGAGUGUCCUCGGAUCCGACCUCAUUUCUCGAUUGACAUCCCACGCGCGCACACGUCCCCUCACCUUAUCAAAGCAGCCAGCGCUUUUCUAGGCUUUGCACCCGCCAUCCUGAUCGCUGACAAAGCCACGAGGCUCGAGCAGACACAGCGCUCUUAUCUCUCGAUCGACGCCCCGCGCGCGCAUCGCACGUCCUCCCCCCACACACCGUGUCUGGUCGUGCUGGGGCACGAAGUCAAUGGGGACGGUGCACCAGCGCGCUACAAGGGUCACGCGCUGCUGGCGGCCACGCAGUUGCAUCCGCAUCCGCAUUGGAGCCAGGCCGCGCUGUUCCACCUAGUUUUGUCACCCAUUUAUCGCAUGCGCUGCAGCGACGACAAGGAUAUCAGGGGCAAAAGACAACAGCACAUCAUGCGUACUUUCAUGCCCGGCUGGUUCGGCCGCAUGGACUGUCUCGACCGGCAUACGAGCUGAACCGGUCCUGCUACGGGCGUCGGCGGCCAGCCACAUCCUCCCCGUUUUCGUUGUCGCAGCGCGGACGCACAGGCGUGAUUGUGCUUACAUAACUAGUGGCAUGCACGAGGAUCCCAUUUCACGAUUGACGCCUCACGCACGCACGGGACGGCGUUCUCCCGACACACGCCGCUACAUGCGCUGUUGCUCGAUGUGAGUGCGCCGGCCGGCACACAUCCUUCUCCUUGCCUUCGCCCUCGGAUGACGCAGCAGCCGCACAACAUGCCGGCCACGGGCAUUCACAUCCUGCCCCGGCCGAGACGGUGCACGUGGACGCGCCGUCGUUGGCCCCAGACAGGCACCUGUCGUCGUGGCGCAUAAGGAAUCGAUUGGAUGAAACCAGCCUCAUUCGGCGCUGCCGGUAUCGGAGAGACGCACUGCACCGCCGCUUUCGCAUAUCGCAUCUCCGCACCAGCGUCUCGAUGCAGAUCUUUCUUUCUCAGAGCCUGCAGUAUGUCUUGCGCCAGAACGCCGUGGCCUGGCAGAGGCCUGUUGGGACACAGGAUAGAGCACGUUUGGCGCACUUGCGGCUCCCCAGACCGCGUACUCGUCCGGGUGGUUUGGGCUUGCAUGAGCGCACCACUGGAUCGGUCGACCGCGCACAGUACGGACGGGACGCGAGCACUGCAUGCUGGCAGAACAGCAGAGCGGAGGAGAUGGCCAUGAUGAUGAUGUUGAUGGGCACGAGAAACACCACCAGCCCAGCGAAAAACAGAACCAACGACGUGUGCAGGAGAAGCGGGGGAAUGCCAACAACAAGAUGCAGAUUGAAGCGGCGUAAAUCGUAUUUAGAGAUACAUGUAUUUACACACGCGACCGGAUGGAAGGGGAAGAGAACACGGUCGUUCGGUGUUGGUACUCCCCCGCCCACUGCUCGACGAGUGUCGCAACGAGCGCACUUGACAAGCUCCGUGCGAGGCUGGUGAACCACAGUACGUUGCACAUGAUGGAUGGCAGCGAGGGCGAGAACGCAGCGGGGGCAGGGAGUGGGUCUGUCACCGCCGUGCCGUUGUUCAGAUUCGCAAGCUGGUGCGAGAUCUGUGUGAGCAGAGCGACGGUCUGGCUGCC
Molecule: messenger RNA, 2077 nt
Organism: Mycena citricolor
Lineage: Eukaryota; Fungi; Basidiomycota; Agaricomycetes; Agaricales; Mycenaceae
Source: the annotation of a GenBank genome assembly